ACAACGAGAAAAGAAAUAAAAAAUAAUAAUAAGAUUAGGCUUUUCGGCCCCCUCUCGAAACCUCUCUCUUUCAUCGCAAUCAUAAAAUCUGUUCCUCACCACAACAGAUAGCGAUGGCUAUUUUCGAUACCCAUCACCCAGCAGUUUUUGCAUUCGGCCUUCUCGGUAAUAUUAUCUCCUUCAUCGUGUUUCUGGCUCCUGUGCCGACAUUUAUGAGAAUCUGUAGGAAGAAAUCAACGGAAGGGUUUCAAUCAGUUCCAUAUGUGGUGGCACUUUUCAGUGCAAUGUUGUGGUUAUAUUACGCCUCAUUCAAGACUGAUGAAACCCUUCUCAUCACCAUCAACUCCGUCGGCUGUGUCAUUGAGACUAUUUACAUUGCCAUCUUCAUCGUUUUUGCUCCUAAACCAACUCGGGUUUCGACAUUGAGAUUUGUUCUUGCAUUAAACUUUGGGGGAUUUUGCGUAAUUCUACUCCUCUCUCGCCUCUUGGCACAAGGCUCCACCCGAGUGAAGGUUCUUGGAUGGAUUUGUGUGGCGUUUUCUGUUAGUGUCUUCGCAGCUCCACUAAGCAUCAUGAGAUUGGUGAUCCGCACGAAGAGCGUGGAAUUCAUGCCAUUUUAUCUAUCAUUUUUCCUCACACUCAGUGCAAUUACGUGGCUUCUCUACGGCCUAUUCCUCAAAGACAUCUAUGUCGCGCUACCAAAUGUUUUGGGAUUUGUAUUCGGGGUGGCUCAGAUGAUCCUCUAUUUAGUGUACAAGAAGCGCGAGACAGCAAUAGCAAAGGACAUGAAGCUACCACAACAUACCACAGAUAAUAUUGUGAUCAUCGAUAUCGCCGCCGUCGUUGCUCCGACCACCAAUAAUUCCGGCGCAGAAAAAGAAUCUAAUUCUGUGCCACUUUCUGAUAAUGUAAUAAUAACCAACGAAAUCGAACUCAACCACAAAUUGGACGACCAUGAACACGAAAACUUGGGGGAAGCUCAGCCGUCUGUUUAACUGAUAUAGUCUAACCCUGUUUUAAUUUUCAGUUUUUUCUUUUUUGAAUCUCUCUUAUGUUUUAAGUUUGUUUGUAAUAUGCUUUCAUUUUGUUCUUAUCUCUGUUUGUGUACUUGCCCACCUUUUCUCUAAGCUACCAUGUAAAUCGUGUAUAAUGGCUAGAGAUUAGCGAUGGUAUGUGCAUAAAAUUAAGUUUUUUUAAUCAACUUUCCUGAUUUUUUAUGAAUGUUUCGUGUUUGCUGAUC
Momordica charantia (bitter melon) is the source of this 1240-nucleotide messenger RNA. RefSeq names its product bidirectional sugar transporter SWEET12. Gene Ontology annotation, molecular function: sugar transmembrane transporter activity. The record is from RefSeq and is a predicted model, not a curated record. Gene Ontology annotation, biological process: carbohydrate transport. Gene Ontology annotation, cellular component: membrane. Lineage: Eukaryota; Viridiplantae; Streptophyta; Magnoliopsida; Cucurbitales; Cucurbitaceae.